Molecule: messenger RNA, 3722 nt
Organism: Plectropomus leopardus (leopard coralgrouper)
Lineage: Eukaryota; Metazoa; Chordata; Actinopteri; Perciformes; Serranidae
Gene: tlcd2
Product: TLC domain containing 2
Biological process (GO): regulation of membrane lipid distribution; phospholipid homeostasis; membrane assembly
Cellular component (GO): plasma membrane
Source: RefSeq, a predicted model, not a curated record
CGAGGGAUGAGGUUUGACAACAGGACGAUGUCACAACCGUAAAGCAGGCUGCACGUCUAUCACCCUCUUCUACCGGUCCGACCUGUGGCUACAGAGCUCAAUUUCAUUACAGAAAAACAUCACAAACACUUAGUCAGUGAAAGACAUUUGAAAGACUCGUCCACGCCUUCUCUGUCCGGACAACAACCGCGAAACACACGCUUUUCUGAGGGGGCGAGUGGCCUGAAAUGAUUGGGACUACACCGGUAUGUUAACGUAGUUUUCUCGGUCGUGUGGAACAAACAAAUAGUCGUUUUUCUGUGUGGACCCGCAGUCGUAGCUCCGUUUAUUCCGCUCACAGUGGGACAGUUGUGGUCCGUGAAGUCUUAAAUAAACCAGCCAUGGAGUUGAGUUCAGUGAUUUUAACCACCGGGAGCUCCGUCGGGUUUUUCAGACUUGUUAACGAAGGGGUCAAAAAGCUGCCCAUGCCUGAAUCUGCCCACAGGAAUGCGUGGAAGUGGAGAAACAUCUCCACAUCCUUCGUACACAGUUUCAUCACUGCGAUAUGGGCAGUGCUGUGCUUCUUCCUCCACCCACAGAUGGCUGAAGAUUUGAUAGAAACUUACUCUGUGUUUUCUCACGCUCUGGUGUCGUUUUCGAUCGGUUACUUCAUCUAUGACUUCCUUGACAUGAUGGUGAACCAGAAGCUGAGCCAGUCCUGGGAGCUUCUUUUUCAUCACAUUGUGGUUAUCACCUGUUUCGGCCUCUCUGUGCUGUCCUACCGCUACGUGGGCUUUGCUGUGGUGGCCCUGCUGGUGGAGAUUAACUCUGUGUUCCUGCACCUCCGGCAGAUGCUGCGUAUGGCCGGCAACACCAAAGGCACGCAGUACCGGGUCAACAGCAUCAUCAACCUCGGCACAUACGUGGUGUUCCGCAUCAACACGCUGGCCUGGAUGACCCGCUGGCUGGUGCUCAACAGGGACAAGGUGCCCCUUCUGGCCUACACGCUGGGCAGCGUGGGCAUGGCCAUCAUGACGGCCAUGAAUAUCGUGCUGUUUUAUCGGCUACUCAGGAGCGACUUUUUGAAGAGCAGCACCCGGGAGACCAAGAAAGAGAAGGAGAUGUAGAGAGGAGGCGGCACAAGAAGGAUUAUAACUCAUGAACACACUUGUUACUGUAUGUCAACGCCCUGUGGCUGAGAUUCGGUACUUGUAAUACACUCAAAGCUUUAUCUCUCAUACUUUGCAGGUACAUACAAGGUGAAAUCUGAUGGCCUUACUUCAGACACUGAGCACACACAGCCUUUGAGUUAAAAGCUACAUUUAUUCGUAGUUUGAACUUAAGCUUGUGGUCAGGUCAGUAGCAUUAGUGGCUAAUGGUAGAUGGAGGAUUCUUCAUAUGAACAAUGUAAGGUUUUGUAAAACAACACCAAACGCCUUAUUUCCCACAGGGUGUUUCAACUAAAUCUGUUCUAAAAUCCAGUUUACCAUAAGCGAAGACGCACUAUUUGUAUGAAGAAACCGCCAAAACUUCCACAGAAACACAGGAAUCAAGUACGAAUAUCUCAAGUAUAUUCUUUUAUUUAAUUAUAUUAUAUACAUAUACUCUUGUGGGCUAUUUAAAAUCUCACAUGAUGUUUAUUUACCACAGAGCUAAAAGAAAUCAAACCCAUCCAAACCUUCUUAGCACUGCAGAUGGGAAUACAUCUCUUUUUUUCCAACAAAUCUCCUCAACUAAAAACCAGCCGCUACCUCAGAAAGCUUCUAACAGUUCUUUGCCUCUCUCCAACACAAGCUUCGGUGUCAGUGUUUGGAAGGUUCAUUAUUAUUAUAGCAGAGAAAUGUGUUUAAAAAUGAUAUUUGUCUGUAAUAAUAUACAGCAAAUACCAAUCCUCACUUAAAUGAAUACUUCACUCAUUAAAUGACCAUGUGUAUAUCAGUUACUCACCCCGCGUUUGGUUGAAUUUCUGAAGAAAAGUGUUUUUCUUUCAUGCCUCUGUGGUGAAGGAAGAAUCUUAAAACAGUGAAAAUUCUUGAUUGAAUUAAUUUGGAGAAAUGGCAUUUGUGUUCAACAACAUCAAAACUAUAUCAAAACAUCUUUUUACAAAAUCUCACACAACCUGUGCAGUAUAAUCCAAGACUCAUUUAUCAAGUCUUUUGCUCAGUACUUCCUAAACACAUGCAUUUUUGCUAAAAUCUGAAUAUUUCAAAUAUUUCUGCAUAAAUAGUCUAAUGCCCAGAUGAGUAGCACGUCUGGGGAAGUGCAUGUUUUUAACCUCUGCUCAAUGAAAUGCAUAAGCAAAGUUCAAAUGCAUUCACUUGUCCAGGUUUGGUGCUCAUGUGGACAUUAGACUGUUUAUGCAGAAGUGUUUGAAAUAUUCCCAUUUUAGCAAAAAUGCAUGUUUUGGUAGUACGGUGCAAAAGAGCGGAUGGAUGAACGUUAUUCAUGAAUGCAAUGAAACACAGGGUGAGUAAGUGACAUACAAACUCUUUGUGAGGUAAAGUAAGUGGUGAAGUAUUCCUUUAAGGAGAGAUUCGGGUGGUGGGUGAAUACUUUUGCAUGUGAAUAUUGUAGAUCGGAUGACACAAAACAGAACAGCGUGAUAUUUUGUUGCUUAAAAAAAUUGAUAUUUUUUUGCUUUGCCAAAUUGUAUUAAAACAUUAAGGAAACAUAAUUUAGAAAUCAUGAACAAAUCAGUGAUGAACCAGUCAUUAGUAAGAUUUACGUUCUCCAUGUACUCUAACCCUUAAACCAGCCUUUGCCCCUCUGAUCUGAUUGGCAACAGUGCUGGUUGUUGUGUUUGUAAAUCUUGGAGGAGCAAAACAAAAUCGAGUAAAUUUUGACUUGAUUGGCUGACAUCCAGCAGCAGUCAGUGACAAAGUUACAUUUAUGUUUUUAUGGUUUGUAAAUAUUCUUUUAGUGGUCUGUGAUGGUCUGUAGUCUGCAGAAGGAGCUGUCAGAUAGGCAAAUGAUGUUAUUCUUCAUUUGGCCUUCGGAGGACAGCACACACCUCAACUUCACCUCAGUGAUCUCAUCAGCCAGAGGUGUCUUAUUUUGUAGCAUUUUUGUAGAUCUGUGCCUCCUGCCUUUUCAUUUGAAAUAAGCCAAUAAGCACAGAGAGAUGCGGAGAAAUACUUGAGGUCAGUGUUGGAACAAACAGGUCUGAGAUCUCUGAAUACAGCAAACUGUGAUACACACAGCUGCCUACAACUCACAUCAGAGCAUUACUGUUCAUAUGUUGCGUUCACAUGGAGAGGGUCGAUGGCAAACUGCAUAUCACAGUCCAGCAGGUCCAUGACUUCCCCAAUAUCGGUCUACCAUCACUUAGGAUUAAGGUGAGGUUUCCAUCUCGUUACUUAUAAGGUGAAUUACCGCUUCAUAAUUUAUAAAGUAAAUGGAUAGAGUGAAUUACUUGUCAUAUUUGGCCACAUAUUUAGUCAGUACAAGUGGCCUUGUAGCAGAAUUUUAAAAAACUUGCGUGUGGUGGGUUUGUCUCCUAGUAGUGCUGGGCGCAGUUUGUGGGGGGGGGGGGGGCAAAUAUGGCUGCACCAAUACAUGUCUUAAAACACGGGGGAUGUGGAAUAUUAGUGGACAUUAAUGGAAAACUGACAAAAUAAUAAACACAGAUUUUUUUUUUUUUACUAUAUUUUACUGCAUUCUUUGUAAACAAUGCAUAGCCAUUGCAAUAUAUCAUCAUACAUGCUCGUUGUAGCCAUCCAGAAGGAGUCGUUUGUCUUCUGUCU